AUGGAUAUGGAUGGCUGUCGAGAACAUGGAUGGAUCGAGGCAGAAACGAACUCCAACAGUCUCCAUCUAGCUUGCCGCAAAGGUAGGGGUGUGGUUGAGCGCCGGCUAUGCAGUAUCCACGCCAAGGGCGGCGCGUUUCAAGGUUCACCCAUACAUCUGGGCAGUUCCAUUUACGCAACGGCAGGCUCCUCAUCCAGAGUCCUGGAGCAGAUUACAUUGGGCAUCGAGGUAUUCGCUCAAUUGGUUAAUCGGACCCAGGAGCUACGUCCGACGAUGGAUGUGUGA
This is a messenger RNA of Colletotrichum lupini, 285 nucleotides long. RefSeq lists its product as uncharacterized. Bases 1 to 285 code for a protein of 94 amino acids. The record is from RefSeq and is a predicted model, not a curated record. Lineage: Eukaryota; Fungi; Ascomycota; Sordariomycetes; Glomerellales; Glomerellaceae. The transcript is spliced from 2 exons.